AUGCUUUGCUUUUCGAUCGAUUCACCAGAUUCGUUGGAAAAUGUUCAAUCCAAGUGGGUGGGAGAGAUUGCAGACCACUGUGAGGGUGUCAAGUUGGUGUUGGUGGCUUUGAAAUGUGAUUUGAGAACCAACGAAGAUUCAGACCCAGAGAACAAUGAAGAUGAUGAUCGGUAUAAUCCGUACCGGGCGUCCACCACCAACCCAUAUCAACAACAGAAGCGUCUUAUAUCAUACGACGAAGCAUUGGCGGUGGCAAAGAAGAUUGGAGCGUUGCGUUAUUUGGAAUGUUCCGCAAAGAAAAACCGGGGAGUCAACGAAGCGUUCUCGGAAGCUGCUCGAUGUGCACUUAACGCCAAGCCCAAGGGAGCUAAUGAUGUGCCACAGCAGAAGAAGGGGUGCACGAUAAUGUAG
Messenger RNA from Meyerozyma guilliermondii ATCC 6260, 411 nucleotides. It is a transcript of the gene RHO3, whose product is annotated as Rho family GTPase. Lineage: Eukaryota; Fungi; Ascomycota; Pichiomycetes; Serinales; Debaryomycetaceae. The transcript has a single exon. Gene Ontology annotation, molecular function: GTPase activity; GTP binding. The coding region runs from base 1 to 411 and encodes 136 amino acids. Gene Ontology annotation, biological process: small GTPase-mediated signal transduction. The record is from RefSeq and is a predicted model, not a curated record.